Messenger RNA from Rhincodon typus (whale shark), 470 nucleotides. RefSeq names its product cyclic AMP-dependent transcription factor ATF-6 alpha-like. Gene Ontology annotation, molecular function: RNA polymerase II cis-regulatory region sequence-specific DNA binding; DNA-binding transcription factor activity, RNA polymerase II-specific. Gene Ontology annotation, biological process: regulation of transcription by RNA polymerase II; endoplasmic reticulum unfolded protein response. NCBI's taxonomy places the organism in Eukaryota, Metazoa, Chordata, Chondrichthyes, Orectolobiformes, Rhincodontidae. The transcript is spliced from 5 exons. The record is from RefSeq and is a predicted model, not a curated record. Bases 39 to 470 code for a protein of 143 amino acids. Gene Ontology annotation, cellular component: nucleus.
UCAGAAAUGGAAUCUCAUUCUCUGAUAAAAAAGAUCUAAUGGUGGUAAAGAAGGAGCCUCUUCUCUUUGUCAAACGAGCAUGCCAUCCUCAAGUUAACAGGACAGAAUCACUUAGGCUAGCAGAUGAACUCCGUGGGUGGGUACAUCGACAUGAAGUAGUCAGAGUUAAAUUGAGAAAAGGAUCUAAAAUGCUUCAUAGAAUACGAACUGUGACGAAAUCUACUGAUAAGAAGACUGAUGUAGCUCAAUAUGUUAAAGGGGUGUACACAGACAUUGAUAAGAAAAACUCAGGGAGUGAAUUGCAGGUGUAUUAUGCUCCAGAUGAACGUUAUCCAGAUUUUUUUGAAGCUAUUCGUAGGAGAGGAGAUACCUUUUAUUUGAUAUCAUUUAGAAGGGGUUUGAAGGCCCAGUUUGCCCACCGCUCUCAACAGGCAUAUGAAUGUAUGAAACCUGUCUUUUCUUGCUAUUAG